GCUCGAGCUCCAGCGACCACCGCGCGUGCGGGACGAAUCUGUUUUUUACUUCACGGAGCGUAACGUGAUUUUCUUGCUUUAUUUUCCACAUAUGCUCUAAAACUGAAGACGAGAGGAGGGUUUUUAUUAUUUUAUUUAUUAUUUUUCUACCAGCGGGACAAGCUCGGCGACACCCGGGCACAGAGCGGGGAUAAGAGCGAGGCUCCCGGCUUAUUAUAACCCGGGACACUGAGAAUUAUUCCUGCACGAGAGGACGGCACUUUGGAUUACUUUGACGCACAGUUGUGACUGGAAUACCCCGCAGAUAUAACUACCACAACGUGUGCUCUUGUUCUUUGCGUGUCGCUUUUCCUAAGUAGAUAACGCACCCAUGAGCGGAUGCGUGCAUUAGUGUGCGCUUUGUGCAGCUCUUUAGCUUCUGGUAAAGCGGUAACCUGUAGCGGAAGAGCAGAAUACAACGUUUUAGGACGCAUUUUGUUUGUUUGUUUGUGUUUCAAUAACCUCAAACUUAUCUGACGGUGUCUUGGACCAAGCUGUGCGCCUUUUUGAAUUCGGAGAAACCUGCGACGCUCGGACAGGAUGAGGGUGCAUCGCAGCUGAAACGUGCACGAGUCCGGGACUUUGGCGUUUAAAACCAGAUCGGACGGACCUCCACCUCGGUCCUGGACCAGGACAGGAGCCGGGUCACGAUGCGUCCUGGCGGUGUGAUGUUGAUCCUGCUCCCGACGCUCUUCCUGCUCUCGGGAGCCACCUGGGCAGCGACUCUGGGAGGCGGGCUGGGAGACACAAUUCUUGUCUGGGAGAAGUUCCAGGGCGUGGCCAACUUCAGCACCUUCCUACUGGACCGCGCAACCGGCACGCUGUUCCUGGGUGCCAGGGAUGCCAUACUGGCGGUGGACACCAACAAGCUGAACCAAAAACCCAAAGUGAUUGUUUGGGACGUGCCAGAGGAGAAGAGGAGGUCUUGUGUGGCGAAGGGAAAGACGGAGGUCGACUGUAACAACUACAUCCGUCUGCUGGAGUUUAUGGGCGACGGACGCGUCUACGUGUGUGGAACCUACGCCUUCGACCCCCAGUGUGCCUUCCUGGAGCUCUCGUCCUUCACCCUAGAGAAAGCCGAGGAUGGAGGGGUGAAGAUGGAGACGGGGAAGGGAAAGUGUCCCUUUGAGCCGAGUCAGCACUACACAGCUGUUAUGGCAGGCGGUACCCUAUACACAGCGGCCACCAGUAACUUCCUGGGAACGCUGUUCGACAUCUCCCGGGCAACUGGUGCUGAGCAGGAGCGCAUCCGAACUGAGCGAUCCAUCAACUGGCUGAGUGACCCAGAGUUUGUGAGCUCCGCCUUCAUCGAGCAGUCUGCAGACAGCAACCCGACAGGAGACGACGACAAGAUCUACUUCUUCUUCACCGAGGUGGCCAAAGAGUACGACCUCUACACCAAAGUCAAAGUGCCCCGGGUGGCACGAGUCUGCAAGUCUGACGUGGGAGGGAUGAAGACUCUUCAGCGACGUUGGACCACCUUCCUCAAGGCCCAGCUGGUGUGUGAGGACAAACCGAGCGGCCAGCGCUACAACGUCCUCACCGAUGUCUUCACCACGGAGCACACGCCCGGCGAUCCCAGCAGCACCCACUUCUACGGGCUCUUCACCUCCCAGUGGGAGCGGGAAGAGUUGUCAGCAGUGUGUGUUUUCAGUCUCGCUGACAUCGGCAAAGUGAUGGACGGCCCCUUUAAAGAGCUGAAGAAGCCCUGCGAGAACUGGAUCAACCCGGUCCCCACACCGAGACCUGGCCAGUGUUUGAACAACGCUUUAAAGACGGAGGGGUUCGAGUCGUCCCUCAAACUUCCCGACAAGGUGUUGACAUUCGUGAGAGACCACCCCCUGAUGGAGAACAGUGUCACUGCAGCGCCCCUGCUGGUCCGGAAGGGAAUCCGGUACACCAAGCUCGCUGUAACUCGGGCGGAGACGGGCAGCAAAGAGGAUCAGAGGGGAGCAGUGCUGCACCUCGGAACGGAUCGCGGGGAGCUCCACCAAGUGGCAGUGGUGGGGCACAACGCCACCUUACUGCAGGAGCUGACUCUGUUCACCUCACAAGAGCCUGUCAACAAUAUAUUGCUGCACCAGGGCCGGGCUCUGGUGGGCAGCCCUCUGUCUCUGGCUCGUGUCCAGGCUGAAGGCUGCGCUCUGUAUCCCAGCUGUGGGGUGUGCGCCAGAGCCAGAGGACUGGGCUGUGUGUGGAGCACCGAGGAGGAAGCCUGCAGGCCCUCAACGGCAGAGCCUGGUCCAGGCGAUAUUGUCGACAACGCCUUGAGAAAGUGUGACACAGAGGAGGGGCGUUGCACCCCGUCCACGAGGGAGUUAAGGGUUUCCAAGGGGCUGCGGCUGCUGCUGCCGUGUGUCCAGCUGUCUCCCCGGUCCUGCAGCUGGGAGCAUCCCCCCCACAGACACACCCGGCAGCACCACUCUGACCUGGAGGUGACUGUCACAGAGGACAGCCUUGGAAAGUACAUAUGCACAUGCCAGGAGGCGGGACCAGGUAGCCGAGACCCCACCCCCUGCCGCAGGGCAGCCUAUCACUUGACACUCGAAGACCCCAGCGCCGGAGGAAACGUGGCGACAGCAGGAGGUCGUCACGUCCUGGCCAUCUACAUCCUUUUCUUCUUCUUGGGUUUAGUGUUUGGUGUAUUCCUCCUCUACUUCGUGACACACCGGCGGAGCAUUUCCCGCCAGGGUCACCACCUGCCGGAUAAUUCGCUGUCUUCAGACAAGGGGCGGGACUUGCUGGGCUCCUCGGCCACGCCGCAGUCUCCCAGCAGUGCCAGCCUGCUGUCGGAGGGAUUCAGAUUGACGGAAAAACGCAACGGGAUGGCGACCACAAACACGACGACGUCGCUUCUCAGCAACCAGGGGAAUGGUGGUCACAACGGCAACAGCUACAGCGGCACCCUGAUCCACAGCAACCCCAGCAAUGGCAAUGCUCUGUAUGCCAACUGCAACACCAGUAGCAGCGGGCUGAAGUUCACGUCUGAAAUUUUAGCUGCAGACUUGCUGGAUGGAAGGACGGGGGAGAUGGGGAGGCCCGAGGUGUUGGCGAGGAAGUUGGGGGAGGGCGACGACGUGGAUGAGGGUCUGGGGGACGGGUUAGGGGAUGGAAUAAAACGACUAGAGGAGGAGUUGGCCAGCUUACCGAGGUUUAAAUUACCAGCACCACUGGCAAAGUGUGAAGAAAGUUCGAUAUGAAAAGAUAGAAAUGUUGACCGCACCGUUUUGCAUCCUCCAAACAAACUGAAUAAAGCCGCGGAGGACCUCAAAAUGGCUACUGACAAAUGCCUUGGAAUGGGAGCUGUGGCACGAAGAGAGACGACAGAGAUAUAUGACAAUUGUAUGUCAAAGCAUGUGAGAGACAAAACGUGUUCCAGUGUUGUGAGAGACGAGAGCCACAGCUAAAUGUGUCGGAUGUAAUAUAACAUGUAAAUAUGAGCCGUCUGAACUGGACUGUGGACACGGAGCUGUGUGCGGUAUCGCUGUUUAAAUGUUGAAAAAAAUCAAAGAUGAAAUGCCUACAUGUGUAGACAUAGAAAAGCCAUAUUGUCUUUCUCCUUAACUUAAAUGCUGUUGUUUGCUCUCUCGUUCUCUUCUCCUGACGGCCCCGCAAAAGAAAAGUGCACUUUGAAUCUCUCUGUAUUUAUGUUGCUCUCUCUGACACUCAACCACCGGACCUGAUCUGGACCAAAGGCCCCAAGGGGACCGCCGAGCCACCGACAGUCGGAUUGCACGGGGCGUCACACAGAGAGAUGUCCCUCUCAGAGGAUAGAAAUAGAGAGUUCCUCAGAUGGGCUCCAGGGACCGGGCUGUCCCUGCCUACACUGCCGCAGAGGUCAAGAGGUCGAUGGGGUUUGAGAACACCUAUCAGAUGUGUGUCAUUGUGGGGCGCAGCUGCCCAGAGCUGUCACUGAUCACCUUCACAGUUACUGAGACAGGAGUUCGUGAUUUCCAAAUAAUGGGAAAUUAAUUUCAGUCUUAUGGAAUGGACCUUGCCAGACACAAAGUCACCAUCACCUCGUUUUGUGAGUUGGAAACUUUAAAAAAAAUUGUUUUUGUCAUGUUUUGUAAUAAAGCCUAAAAAAAGUUA
Molecule: messenger RNA, 4131 nt
Organism: Pseudoliparis swirei
Lineage: Eukaryota; Metazoa; Chordata; Actinopteri; Perciformes; Liparidae
Gene: sema4f
Product: sema domain, immunoglobulin domain (Ig), transmembrane domain (TM) and short cytoplasmic domain, (semaphorin) 4F
Exons: 15
Coding region: 690-3239 (849 amino acids)
Biological process (GO): positive regulation of cell migration; negative chemotaxis; neural crest cell migration
Molecular function (GO): semaphorin receptor binding; chemorepellent activity
Source: RefSeq, a predicted model, not a curated record